GUGGUGGUGUUGGUGGUGGGUAUGGCUUGUCCAGUGCGAUGGGCAUGGGCAUAGGCAGUGGCUAUAGCGGUGGCAUGGCCAUUGGUAGCGGUAGCGGUAUCAGCUCAUCAUCCUUCAUGAGUGGGGGCAUGGGGCUGGUCGGCAACGAGAAGAACGCCAUGCAGAACCUGAACGACCGCCUGGCUAACUACCUCGCCAAGGUCCAGCAGUUGGAACAAUCCAACAAGGAACUGGAGAUUCAAAUCCGCGAGUUUGCAUCCAGCAACACCAUCGAUGGCUUCGACUGGUCGAAGUAUGACCAGAUCAUCCCUCCGCUGCAAUCCCAGAUACAGCAAAGCAUCAUAGAGAACUCCACCAUCGCCCUGGAGAUUGACAAUGCCAAGCUGGCAGCUGAGGACUUCCAAAGCAAGUGGCAGACGGAACAGGGUCUCAGGCUGUCGGUGGAGGCCGACAUUGAUGGUCUCCACAAUCUGAAGGCCAACUACCUGCAGUUACAGGAGAACCUGAAUCAAGACAUUUCCGGGCUGGAGGACGAGAUCGCCUUCCUGAAGAAGAACCACGAGGAGGAGCUCAGGAUGCUGCGGCAACAGAAGACACAGGACAUAGAAGUGCAGGUGGACUCCGAACCAACUGAGAACUUGGAUCAGAUCCUGGCUGAUCUCAGGGAGAAGUACUCCAAGCAAGCCAGUGACAACAAGGCAGCCAUGGAUGGAUGGUACCAGGAGCAGCUGCAGAUUAAAGAAACCACAGUCUUUCAGAACGACCAGGCUCUGGAUGGGGUCAAGAAUGAGUUGAGCCAAUAUCGACAUCAGAUGCAGGACCUUGACAUGGAGUACAGCAGUUUACAGGGAACGAUAAUGGCUCUGGAGAACAGCCUGAACCAAAUCGACGGAAGUUACGACAUGCAGCUUCGGAGUCUGCACACCAGGAUCGCACAGCUGGAGGGAGAACUGGGGGGUAUCAGGAAUGAGUUGCUUCACCAGAACGAGGGGUAUGAGAACCUCCUGAACAUCAAGAUGCAGCUGGAGGCUGAGAUCGCACAAUACAGAAUGUUGCUGAGCGGAGGGCAUCAGGGCAUGAUUGGAUCCAGCAGUGGAUUCUCUUCCAGCGCCUCAGGUGGCACAUCCGGUAAGUGGGUCAGGAACUAGCAAACUGACUAUCACAACCGUUACCGAAACCAAAAAAACUGUUUCCUGAGGGGCUUCGGCUGACCCUGGAUCAAAGCCCCCCCCCCCCCCCCCCCCACUCUCGCUUCCUUCUGUGCCCCUUAUUGGAACCCUGGACUGUGGCCUCCCAGACCACGUUCCCCCACCCCAUCCCCCUCCACCCCCCACCUUCCCCUCUGCACGUUCUGACGCUUCUCCAACACGGAAGGUGGAGCAGGAAGUCCCGUGGCUCUCGUUGGACAAGCGGCCCCACACGCUCCACGGCCCCACACCCUCCUGGUGAAGAUGGAUCCACCUCUUGGCCGGCACGUUGGCACAGCGGGUAGAGCCGAUACCCCGGAGACCUGGGUUCGAUCCUGACCGCGAGUGCUGUCUGUGCGGAGUUUGCACCUUCUCCCCGUGGCCCGCGUGGGUUUCCUCCGAUCUACUACCACAUCCCAUAGGCGUGCGGGUUUGUGAGCUAAUUGGCCCUCUGUAAAUUGCCCCCUUGUGUGUGUGUGUGUGUGGGCAGUGGAUGCGAACGUGGGCUGAUGUAGAACUGGUGUGCACGGGUCAGCAUGGAUCCGGUGGGCCGAAGGGCCUUCAUGGGCUUGGUCUUUGGUUGACCAUCAUGCCCGAAUACAUCUCUGCCACUGAUCUAUCCCACCCAUUGCUUCUCAGCCCAUAGCUACUGACAUUGGUGCCACAUGUCUAUACAUCAAGGUGUGGUGGGACCAUCCAACGUUGCUGUGGUGAGGACCACAACAGGCCAUUUAUCUGUCAUCUACACCAGCCGGGAGAUCACGGGGUCACUGGUUAUGAGGGUGGACCCUGGGCGUUGGGGCUUGGAUCUCCCGAAGGGAUUCAGCGCUGGUGCGAGUCUCGCGUUCCACACUUCCUGUGUUUGCUUUCUGUGCAAAGUCCAUCAAUAAAUGCAUCUCCCCUCUCACC
Molecule: messenger RNA, 2096 nt
Organism: Amblyraja radiata (thorny skate)
Lineage: Eukaryota; Metazoa; Chordata; Chondrichthyes; Rajiformes; Rajidae
Product: keratin, type I cytoskeletal 13-like
Exons: 10
Coding region: 39-1148 (369 amino acids)
Cellular component (GO): cytoskeleton
Molecular function (GO): structural molecule activity
Source: RefSeq, a predicted model, not a curated record